Quercus lobata is the source of this 534-nucleotide messenger RNA. Its product is annotated as 60S ribosomal protein L12-3-like. Gene Ontology annotation, molecular function: large ribosomal subunit rRNA binding; structural constituent of ribosome. Gene Ontology annotation, biological process: translation. The transcript is spliced from 2 exons. Gene Ontology annotation, cellular component: ribosome; cytosolic large ribosomal subunit. NCBI's taxonomy places the organism in Eukaryota, Viridiplantae, Streptophyta, Magnoliopsida, Fagales, Fagaceae. The record is from RefSeq and is a predicted model, not a curated record. The coding region runs from base 1 to 534 and encodes 177 amino acids.
AUGAAGAAGUACCUAGAGCAAGUAAAGAGAAGGGUGAACGGCCUACAGGCCAAGAUUGUUCAAAUCCCUAGAGGAGAGAACGAGAAAGCUAACCGUCUUGCCAAGGCUGCAUCAGCAGAACACAUGAUCAUUCCCGACAAGAUACCUCCAAAGCUCGAUCCCUCACAGGUGGUGGACGUGUACAUCCGAGUCACUGGAGGUGAGGUCGGAGCGACGAUCAGUCCACUGGGUCUCUCCCCAAAGAAGAUUGGAGAAGACAUAUCCAAGGAAACCGCCAAGGACUGGAAGGGCCUCCGCGUAACGGUCAAGCUAACGGUCCAAAACCGUCAGGCCAAGGUGUUUGUGGUUCCCAUUGCCACCGCGCUGGUCAUCAAGGCACUGAAGGAGUCGGAGCGUGACCGGAAGAAGACGAAGAACAUCAAGCACAACGGUAACAUCUCGCUCGACGAUGUCAUCAAGAUUGCUAAGGUGAUGAAGCCUAGGUCUAUGGUGAAGGAUCUUAGUGGGACUGUGAAGGAGAUUCUGGGAGCUUAG